Molecule: messenger RNA, 1751 nt
Organism: Vanessa atalanta (red admiral)
Lineage: Eukaryota; Metazoa; Arthropoda; Insecta; Lepidoptera; Nymphalidae
Gene: MED27
Product: mediator of RNA polymerase II transcription subunit 27
Exons: 1
Coding region: 69-968 (299 amino acids)
Biological process (GO): regulation of transcription by RNA polymerase II
Cellular component (GO): mediator complex
Molecular function (GO): transcription coactivator activity
Source: RefSeq, a predicted model, not a curated record
UUUUGAAAGAAUGUGCGUUUUGUUUGGUAAAUCUGAAAACAAUAAAGAAUUAUUAUAAGUUUGUUAAUAUGAAUCAAACUAUAAACGUAGAUCAACUUAACUCAGCAUUAACUUCGCUGAGAACUCUUCGUUCGAGCGUUAGUCAUGUAUUUGAAACAUUAUCAAAUGGACUGAGAGCCGAUCACGGCGAAGACGGCAAAGACAAGUUUUUGGUAGAACUUCAAGAACUUUUAAGUAAUGUAAAUAUAAAUUUACGAGAUUUAGAACAAACUGUUAAUGGGCUACCAAUACCUACUGCACCGUUCAACCUGGGAAACACGACAUUUUUGAGUCAGGAAACAACACAAGAUCGACAAGCAUUAUACACUCAAUUAGUAAACAGUUACAAAUGGACGGACAAAAUUCAUGAAUACAGUUCCUUCGCGCAUACACUGCUGAGUCAGAAUUCCUUAAAACGAUCGUACAUUAACUCUGGAAGCACCAAACGUCGCGGUAAAUUGCAAAGUAACCACAACGUAGCCCCGCUACAAGUAGACAAUGUAAUAAAUAACAUAGAUAGAUCCUACAACGAUAUGAAAAUCACAAUUUCACGCCCAUUUGCAAGCAAUGCUGUCGUCCAGAUAAAUUUAAGCCAUGUUCUAAAAGCUGUUGUUGCUUUCAAAAGCUUGCUAAUGGAAUGGGUGAUGGUGAAAGGUUACGGCGAGACUCUUGAUUUGUGGACGGAGUCCAGACACCAUGUUUUCCGAAAAGUUACUGAAAAUGCUCAUGCUGCCAUGUUACACUUUUAUUCACCAACUUUGCCUGAGCUCGCAGUCCGAUCAUUUAUGACUUGGCUCCACAGUUACGUAAACCUUUUCAGUGAGCCAUGUAAACGAUGUGGAUGUCAUCUACAUCAUACUUCCAUGUUACCCCCAGCCUGGCGUGACUUCCGCACGCUUGAACCCUUUCAUGACGAGUGCAAACAAUAGUUAAUGUGGUAUUGAAGUGGAAAGCUUGGAGCACUGGUAUGAUACUUGUGUUGCAGCUUUCUCCUUCAAUAUCUCAAGUUGCAAUGAACACUUACUGUGAGUUGUGUUAUAUAAAAAAACAAGGACUAAAAAUAAUUUGAACUUCAAAAUCUUUAAUAAGUUUUGAGUAAAAUUAACUGUCUAAGUAAUGUGUAAUACAAUGUUAUAUACUCUCAUAUUUGGUGUAUAAUUAUUAGGACUAUAGAUAGUAUUGUACAAUUUCACCAUACUAUAAUCAUGAAAAUAAAUGUUUAAGCUUAAUUAACAUAAUGGACUAUGUAAAGACAUUUCUUUUAACCUGUGUUGCAAUUGUAUCUAUAUAGUGAUCUUUUCUCUUAAAUAUACAAAAACUGAUGAGCAAAUAGUUUACCACUGCCAAAGACGCUUGUGCUGUAAGAAAUAUUAACCAUUCCUUACAUAGCCAAUGUACCACCAACCUCAGGAGCUAAGAUGUUAUGUCCCUCGUAAAAGCAGUAACACUAGCUCACAGAUCCUUCAAACCAGAAUAAAUCAAUAAGCCAUUUGGCAGUAGAAUAUUUGAUGAAGGAAAGGAAGAUGAAGUAAAAUGAUAAAAGGGUGUAAAUAAAACUACAUCUUUUAUCUAUUAUAUAGAAAUAACUAUCUUAAAUAAAUAUAAAAACAUUGACUAUGUAAAGGGCUGACACAUUGCAAUAGUAUGAUCAACACUACAAUCCACUGACAACACAUGAGCACCAAUACUUAUUUUGAGAGGAAAAUGUUGAU